Molecule: messenger RNA, 3172 nt
Organism: Colossoma macropomum (tambaqui)
Lineage: Eukaryota; Metazoa; Chordata; Actinopteri; Characiformes; Serrasalmidae
Gene: myot
Product: myotilin
Exons: 17
Coding region: 258-2771 (837 amino acids)
Biological process (GO): dendrite self-avoidance; homophilic cell-cell adhesion; axon guidance
Cellular component (GO): plasma membrane; axon
Molecular function (GO): cell-cell adhesion mediator activity
Source: RefSeq, a predicted model, not a curated record
GGCAGACUCUGCAGUGAAGGUGGACUAUCUGUUAGUUUGCCAGUUUUACUGCCCCCCAGCUCAAUCCUUCAUUUCACUCCCUGUAUAGACAACAAGCUGCCAGUGAGAGGAACAAGAAAGAUUGCAAGAAGGUGGGUGAACUUUCAGCAUUGUCUCGCUCCCUCAUCAGCCUGGUGGGAUUGUUACUGGCCCCUAAAUCACAAGAGUCAUACCAGCAGCACCAAGUGGGUUCCGCAGCGUCACCUGACGUCUGGAAUAUGGCACAGGUCCAGAAGAAGACCUCCACCAUGUCCGUAACAAUCUCGUCAUGCUCCCGAGAAACCUCUUCCUACUCCUCUUCUUCUUCCUCCACUUCCUCCACUAGUCUCCAACAGAGACACUCCAGCCUGAUUCAGCCCCUCUGCAUUAGCCCCCAGAGAACACAGACCCCAUGCCAAUAUUCAGGGAAUGGAGGCAUUGCACCGACAUUUGUCAAGUGUCUUCAUGAUGUGAGCACAGUGAAGGGACAACUUGUGGUUCUGGAGUGCAGAAUCAGGGGAACACCACCACUACAAGUGUCCUGGCACAGAGAGGAUGAGCAGAUCCCUGACUCGGCAGAUUUCCGCAUUCUGAGAAAAAAAGCAAGUUCUACAGCUAUCCCAGAGGAGUUAUGCACUCUAGUGAUUACAGAGGCUUACCCUGAGGAUUCAGGUAUCUUUAAGUGUGUAACUGCAAAUCAGUUUGGAACAGCAUCCUGUAGCGCCCUGCUGGAAGUAUACACAGACAUAGAUGAGGUUUUAGCAGAUGGUGAUGCAACUGGAGACUUGGAUAGACCGAAACAGGACAGCUUUCCCUCAUUGCUACAGGAUGUAGCAGAGAUUCCCCCUCCAGAAUGGCCUGAUAGUCCUGAAGAAGAAACAGCUCCAGAUAUGUCCACGAUGCAAGAGUUUCAGCAUGUGAGUGGAACACCAGAGAAGACCCGCAUUUAUGUGUUAAAGAAUAACUCUAGCUCUGGUUCUCAAACCUCUGCAGAGGCUUCAAAGUUCCUCCACACUCCCACAUCUCUGCUGAAGGAGUUCCAAAACACUGUUCCUAAACCAUUCACACCCUCAAGCAAGCUGAAUAACCAAGCACAACCAAGCAGUGCUAGCAAGAGUUUGGCUGACCUCCCCACCUUCUCACCCACACUCUAUCCACCCUGUGCCUUCAACUAUGAGCGCCCCCGCCACUUUAUCCAGUCUCAGCCCACGUUUCAGGCACCCAGCUAUGACAGCCUCCAGUCCAAUGGCAGCAGCAACCCUUCCCCACACUCUUCAAAUUUAAGCUCACCCAUUGCAACCACUGCAUCAUCAAUUAGCCCUCCUCCAUCUGCACCUCCUCCUGCCCCUAUGCGUACCAGUGUGACUUUGAUCCCUAGAGUAUCAAGUUCCCGGUGUGAUGACAAAACAUCAUCUGCAGAUUUUCUAUGCUCUAUACUACCUUCUCAACCAACUUCACAAGGCAAAUACAUCUCUGUGUCUCUGCCCCAAUCCCAGUCCCCACGGUACUCACCCACAUCCCCCAGCACCUUGCCAAGGACCUCACAACAAGCUCCUCAAAGUCAGCCACCAAGUAAUAUUCCUUCUUCCCCAACUGCACCACAAAUGUCCCCAAAGCCUAUGAAAACAGCUGCUCUCCCUCAGCAUUCCUCACAUGUCUCUCAGCCUGUUAACUACAAGGAAACCCCCAACAUCUUGCCAAAACCAAUAUUGAAGAAGACUGUUUCCCAACCAGUACUGCGUUCCACAGAUGAAGAGAUCCAAGGCUCAAAGGAUGCUCUCAUACAAGACCUAGAGAAAAAGCUACGCAGUAAAGAGGCUCGCCAAAAGAACAAUCAGAAGCUUUCUUACGAGGAACGCAUGGCUCGCAGGUUGCUGGGUCGAGCUAAUGCUGCCUCAGUGUUUGAUCUUGAGAAUUCUUCUGAAUCUCAGCCUAAGCAGACAUUUUCACAAGAAGGUCAACAGACUGGAGGAAUAUGCAGCAGCAAGCUUCUUCUUGGAGGGGAUUUGCUUGAGGGUUCUGCCAUUCAGGAAAAGUGUUAUGCCCCUCGAUUUAUCCAGGUGCCCCAGGAUCUUACUGUGGAAGAGGGCCGUUUCUGCCGGAUUGACUUUAAGGUUGGAGGUUUACCAACCCCUGAUGUCACUUGGUAUCUGGAUGGGAAAGCUAUCCGACCUGAUGAUUAUCAUAAGAUGCUUGUAUGUGAGAAAGGUGUCCAUUCCUUCAUCAUUGAGAUUGUGACCGUUCACCAUGCAGGUGUAUAUGAAUGUGUUGCCAGGAAUCGCGCUGGAGAGAGUCACUUCUCCCUGCGUUUGGAUGUAAUUGCUCAAGAAUUGCAGUGCCCACCCAUUUUUGUGGUUAAAAUGCAGAACCUACGGGCCCUUGAAGGUGACACAGUGAGGUUAGAGUGCAAAGUGUCUGCUUCGCCUUCUCCACAGGUCUACUGGAAGAAAGACAAGGAAAUGUUGCGCAUUGAUCCCACCAGAAUGAGUCUGUCCCAUGACAGUUCUGGACAUCAGUGUCUGUUCAUUGACCGGGUGGUGAAAUCUGAUGCAGGCUGGUAUACUGUAUCUGCCAUUAAUGAGGCUGGAAUGUCCACCUGCAAUGCUAGGUUGGAUGUGGCAACUCGGCUGUGCAAGACAGGCCCUCCAGCCAAGCCACUGAAGAUGCUUCCUAUCAUCAACCAGUUUUCCUCCUUGGGCUCAGAAAGUAGCCCUCGGCACACUGCUCCUCUGUAUGAGAGUGAGGAGUUAUAGACUUUCCUGUGAGCCUUCAAGUAUGUUUUUGUUUUGAGAAUUACUGUAGAAUCAUAAGCAUUAUUCUUAUUCUUUGUACUUACAUAAGCCAUAUUUAUGCUGAUAAAGUAGUAUCUUUCCCAUCCCUGGCAUUUAUCAAAUGCACUUUAGCCUGUGUUUUAUCAUAACAUCCAAGCAACUAAGGAAUGAUUUCAGAGAUAAACUUCACUGACAAAUUGCCAUGAUGUCAGUGUCAUGAUGGUUUACUGUUGUUGGUAUAGAACAAACGUGGGUGUAAUUAAUGUGGGUGGUAAUUGUUGAGCCACAUCUUACUUUAGAGAGAAUAAAUCAUUUUAUAUAUAUAUAUAUAUAUAUAUAUAUAUAUAUAUAUAUAUAUAUAUAUAUAUAUAUAUAUAUAUAUA